UGCUGCUUUAUAAGUGUUUUUUCUUGUAGUAGCUUAAUUGGCAAGGUUGGCUUUUGCUUUAGCUGCUUGUCUUUAGUUUUGGUCUAAAGAGAGAAAAAAAAAAAGAGUAAGAGAGAGAGAGAGAGAGAGAGAGAGAGAGAUGGAAAAGUUGUCUGGGUUGAGUCACCUCUUCAUGACAAUCUUUCUUCAUAACUUCUCAACAUUCAUGGUGAUACCAGCCAUCACCGACGUUGCUAUGACUGCACUUUGUCCUGGAUUAGACGAAUGCUCACUCGCAAUUUACCUCACUGGUUUUCAACAGGCGAUCAUAGGGCUGGGAACAUUGGUGAUGACACCUCUGGUGGGUAAUCUCUCUGACAAGUAUGGUCGGAAAACUUUGCUCACAGUUCCAAUGAUUCUCACCAUCAUACCUCUAGGCAUAUUGGCCUACAGCAGAGCGAGGACCUUCUUCUAUGUGUACUAUGUGUUCAAGACCCUCACGGCAAUGAUUUGUGAAGGAAGCGUUCACUGCCUUUCCCUUGCUUAUGUGGCAGAUAAUGUUCCAGAAGGACAGCGAGCUUCGUCAUUCGGAAUUUUAUCAGGGAUCGGAUCAGCUGCAUUCGUUUGUGGAACCCUGUCCACUCGUUUUCUUUCCACUGCUUCUACUUUCCAGGUUGCGGCUUCCGUGGCAGUAAUGGCAGCUGUGUACAUGAGAAUUUUCCUCCCUGAUUCCAUCGCAGACGAUGCUCUUUCUGUCCCAAUACUCUCAAAGGAGAAACUCAAUGUUGUAAAAUCAAAAUCAGAUGGAGAUUCAGCUCCCAAGACUGUGCAGAUUUUCAAACCAAUGCCUUCUUUUGAGGAUAUGCUCUCCUUGCUCAAGACUAGCUCAACAUUUUCCCAAGCUGCAAUUGUUGCGUUUUUCAGUAGUCUUGCAGAUGUUGGACUUCAUGCUUCUAUGAUGUAUUACUUAAAGGCCAGCUUUCACUUUAGUAAGAAUCAGUUUGCUGACUUGAUGGUCAUAACUGGGAUUGCCGGGACCAUUUCACAGUUGCUUCUCAUGCCUAUGUUAGUUCCUGCUCUAGGAGAAGAGAAGCUGCUUUCAAUAGGACUCUUUUUUAGCUGUGCUCAUAUGUUUCUUUACAGCAUUGCGUGGUCCUUCUGGGUACCUUAUGUUGCUGCUAUGUUCUCCAUAUUGUUUGUUUUCUCACAGCCAUGUAUGAGGAGCAUUGUUUCUAAACAAGUUGGGUCAUGUGAACAGGGAAUGGCUCAAGGGUGUAUUUCAGGCAUAUGUUCCUUUGCCAAUGUUGUUUCUCCCUUGGCUUUCUCUCCUCUAACAGCUUUAUUUCUAUCUGAUGAUGCACCUUUCGAUUUCCCUGGAUUCAGUAUUAUGUGCAUCGGAUUUGCUUCGAUGAUAGCGUUUGUUCAGAGUAUGACAAUAAGGGCGGCUCCUCUCAUAUCAAGUCACUCAGUUAACAAUUGCAACUAUGCAGCGGUCUAGUAUUAAACGAUGUGAAUGCUCAAAACUGGAAGCAAGCUCCUUAGCAUUCUAAGACCUUCCACUUAUUCAUACGCAUAUUGAGCAGAAAUAUCCAAGUUUCAAGUUGCAACAAUUAUCUUGCCCCGGUAAUCAUGAGAAGCUUUAAAUUAUUUUAGACCAUUUGCUAGCUGUUCCCGUUGUCCGAAAUUUGGCAAUAGAUUUUACUUUUCAUGAAAGUUGCUCUCAAAGGUGACUAAUUGAAGAAACAAAGCCUGAGCCUAUUUUUGAAAAGCACAACAAUGGUAACAAUCAUUGUAAGGUCAUAGUUUAAGGACAUACAUGCCCUUUUUCACUUUCUAGCACAAUUUGGACUUGAAUAAGUAGGGUAAAAGAGAAGGGCAUAGUUGUUGAUAUGAAUGUAUUGGAUGGGUUACAGCUAGCUCUAUGUUAGUGAAAAUUUUCUGCCCAUCUGUUUAUUGCUUACUCUCUGUGAUUUUGCAAUUGAUCCAUGACUUUUGCAUUUA
Quercus lobata is the source of this 1980-nucleotide messenger RNA. Its product is annotated as Major facilitator superfamily protein. Bases 140 to 1477 code for a protein of 445 amino acids. Gene Ontology annotation, biological process: transmembrane transport. NCBI's taxonomy places the organism in Eukaryota, Viridiplantae, Streptophyta, Magnoliopsida, Fagales, Fagaceae. The record is from RefSeq and is a predicted model, not a curated record. The transcript has 14 exons. Gene Ontology annotation, molecular function: transmembrane transporter activity.